AUGUACGGCGAAGAUAUAAUCAGCAGGAUGGGUCAAGUGAUGCAGGCCAACCAGAAGGGCGGCGUGAUCAUGAGCACGUUGGCGUUAGCCCUGCAAGGUGUGACCCGCAGCCAGGCGGGAAAUUACUCAUGUGUGGCGUCAAACGUCGAAGGAGACGGGGACAGCAACACGGUCGAUCUGAAAAUUAUGUAUAAACCAAUAUGCCGUUCAGAACAAAAACGAAUUUAUGGCGUGGCCAAAACAGAAAAGGUUAAAGUUCUUUGCGAAGUAGAGUCCUAUCCCCCUCCAGAUAACUUUAAAUGGCUCUUCAACAACUCAGCAGAAUCCUCGGAUGUCCCCGCAACGCGAUAUAAGACAGGUCUGCAUAGAUUCAUCUCGACGUUGACGUAUACUCCCAUGAACGAAAUGGACUACGGCACUGUAAUGUGUUGGGCGAACAAUUUGGCAGGAAAACAGCAGGAGCCAUGUAUAUUUCAUAUUAUUCCUGCUGGGAAACCUGAUCCGCCCUAUAAUUGCACUAUAGUUAAUAUGACAAAUGAGUCGCUAGAGGUGGAGUGCACUGAAGGGUUUGACGGUGGUCUUCCACAACAUUUUAUAUUAGAAGUUUAUGAUUCUGGGAACGGGCUGUCAUUAGCGAAUGUCUCAUCCAAAUUUCCUGUGUUCAUCGUGAGCGGCCUGGAUCCAGGAAAGUCUCUAAAAAUGAUUGUUUAUGCUGCAAAUAGUAAAGGAAAAAGUGAACAAAUACCAUUGGAAGGGUUUACGUUAAACAUAGCUGAAAAGCAAACUGUUCUGUCACUGGGUACAAAGGACAAUAUAGAGCUCGCACCCAUUCUAGGCAUCCUCGUCGGGAUCGUAACUGCCCUUCUUCUAGUAACAGUUGUUGUGUUGGGGGCUAUUAGGAUAAGAACAGCGCGAAGGGAGGGUUCCCGAGCUCUUCGUCCGUCCUUUUUCAAUGCAAAGGAGAAAGUCACUUUGCCUUUACGAUCUGAAUCGGAGGAUCUUUUUGAUAAAGAUGAUAAGAAUCCCGAUGUGAUACCUAGUAAUAAGGAUUCCGACUACCAGUUGGGUUCGGCCUUGCAAACUCCGGGUCUGAAUAAUUCAGGGAUUGCUCCCACCGAAUACGAGACGACAACCGGGAACGGAGCUACAGGAACGCCGGUGGGGGUAGUAAACGUGACCGCCGCCUCUCAACAACAACCGCUGGGACCGCUGCAGGAGGCCUACAUGGCUCGGGACAGGAGUUAUCCACCACAACACAUUGACAACGAAGUGACCUACGCCGAACUAUCCCACGUGAGACCCAACUCCCUGGAGCCCAUCAAAAACGGCGGAAAUCAGUACGGCACGUUACUGCACAGAGACGACCCCACAAUUUACGCUCAAAUCGACCACAACCGACGGCCGCCACCCCUCAAAACUUCCCCAAUGGUGUCCCCCGCGUCCGUAAUUUUCCCCCAUAAACCAGGCAUCUACCACAGGGAGGUAGUUACUGUAAGAACGCCGCUGAUGGGAUGCCAACAAGAAAGUUGUGUAUAAAGUAACUUAAGGAACUAAUAGGCGGGGUGAUGAGAGCGAAAUACGACUUACUAAAAUAUCAGAAGUAGUUUACCUAUCAAAUAUAGCUACAUGUUCAUGUUUUAAAUAUGCUUUAUUUUUUCCAAAAUUUCAGUAAUUUAGUUGUUGUAAUAGCAGGACUUCUUGGAAGAACUUAAGAAACUGUAAGGUUGAUUAUGAUCAUAGAUAAAAGAAAUAACAGCCAGCAAAACAUUGCCAGAAUCAUUGAUAUCGAAGUGGUAAAUAAAUUUGUAUCUCUGGGCACCUUGACAACCAAUUCCGGAGGAUGCCCCAAAGAAAUAAAAAUACGAUCAUCCAUGGCCAAGGGAGCAACGACAGAGCUCACCAAAGUAUGGAAAAUCCACAACAUCUCAUGGAUACUAAGAUAAGGCUUGUAAAGCCAAUGGUCUUCUCCAUUUUUUUAUAUGGAUCUGAAUGCUGGGUUUUGACAGAAGUUGACAUACCUACAAUUGUGCAAAUACCCUGGAUAACAAGAAGAAUUAACAAGUCUGUUCUUGUAACCUGUACAAAAAUCAUUAACAUUUUCGAAUCCUUAGUAUUAUCGCUCCACCCUGUAUGCUAAAUCGGUUUCAGGAAUUGUACCGUGUAUUGCAUGGGAUUAUGUCGUCUGUGAUUCUUUUUCGUUUUUCACAGUGUUAGAUUGAUCUUGUUUUUCUCAUGAAUAGAUAAAUUUUUAUUUCUCCACGUGUUCACGUUAUUUCAAACCGCCAAAGUGAUCUUUAGGUAUAAAUCAUUCACUAAUGUGAUUUUGGCACAUGUGAAACUGAAAAAUGUUUAUCUUAUGGGGAUAAGUGGUUCUAAGUAAAAGGUAUAAAAUUUAUUAAAACCCGUAAAGGGCUACAUCAGAACAAAACGUUUUCGAUUUU
This is a messenger RNA of Diabrotica virgifera virgifera (western corn rootworm), 2441 nucleotides long. Its product is annotated as nephrin-like. Gene Ontology annotation, molecular function: protein binding. The coding region runs from base 1 to 1536 and encodes 511 amino acids. The transcript has 7 exons. NCBI's taxonomy places the organism in Eukaryota, Metazoa, Arthropoda, Insecta, Coleoptera, Chrysomelidae. The record is from RefSeq and is a predicted model, not a curated record.